UCUGCAGUUGUUGGGUUUACUUUGCCGGAAAGUGUCAGUUUUCUAUGCAAGGUGGGUCUUUUUCGCAAAAAAGGCGUGUUUUUUUGCCCUCAAAGGAGCACCCAAGAUAGUGCAAUUGUCCCCAAAUGACGGUGAACUUGUCGAAAAAUCGUGAGGCAAUUGUAGCAGCCUGGCAGGAUGUUCUGGAUGACAAAACUGAGACUGAUUGGGCGUUGUUUGGCUACGAGGGACAGACUAAUGAUCUGAAAGUUGUGGCAUGUGGAAGCGGGGGCUUAGAUGAGCUCAAUGAGGAGCUGAACAGUGGCAAAAUUAUGUAUGCAUUUGUAAGGGUGGCUGAUCCCAAAACUUCCCUCUCCAAGAACAUUCUCAUCAACUGGCAAGGUGAGGGUGCUCCGGUGCUUCGGAAGGGAACAUGUGCCAAUCACACGAGAGAUGUGGCUAAUCUUCUGAAGGGAGCCCAUCUCACCAUCAAUGCUCGACUGGAGGAUGAUGUUGAUCAGGAGAGAAUUCUGCAAAAACUGAGCCUGGUGGGAUCGGCGUACAGUUUUAAGGAACCCCGUCAGGUUGAUGAUAGUCAGCGGGGUCCCGUAGGUACCACCUAUACACGUGUCAUCCCCGCCAAGGAGAUCAACGCCGCUGAAAGGGACAAUUUCUGGCGUCGCGAGGAGGAAGAGGAGAAGCGUCGUGUGGAAGUUGAGCGAGAGAGGAAGCGCCUGGAACUGCUGAAAGUGGAGGAAGAACGUCGACAGCGCGAGGAGCGAGAACACACCGAGAGGGAGAAGAGGACUGCCAUUCCGGAGAAGAAGUCUCCAGCUACGUCUCCGGCCGCUGAAGCUGCAACGCUUAUCGCAGCAAAAUCAAGUCAUGCGACUGAUCUUCCCACACGCACCCAAACCAGUGCUGAAAUGAUGAGGCAACAGAGGAAUCAGGAGGCAAAAGAAUUGAUUGGAUCAAGAGUGGGACAGGCAAAGGCAAUCUUUUCCCAGAAUACAACAAAUGUUCCUGUCACAAAAGCAUCAGCUCCAGUGAAGCCUGCUCGAAAUUCUCUAGCACAGCGUAUUAAUUCGUUGAAUCAGCAGCAGCAGCAAGAGGAGCCACCGGCCAAGGUGGAGGCUGCAGAAGUGCCAACAAAUGGUCAGAGUGUCGCGGUACAGAAUCCACGGGGAUUCGAGGUUGAGGAGGAGAGUGAGGAGCAAUUUAGCACAAUAAAGAGAUCACCGCACACGAAGAGUGUAGAACAGACACCGGUGGAGGAAGAGGCCAAGCCUCUGCCCACUGCUGAAGUGCCCCAAGAAGCGUCCAAGGAGGAUGAAACUGUGGCACAGGAAGUUAUGGCGGAUAUGGGAUUGCGAGCUAUUGCCCUUUAUGACUAUCAGGCUGCCGAUGAGACAGAAAUUAAUUUCGAUCCAGGGGACAUCAUUACGCACAUUGAUCGCAUUGAUGAAGGUUGGUGGCAGGGAUUGGGUCCCGAUGGCAGCUACGGUCUGUUCCCAGCUAAUUAUGUAGAGCUCCUGAAGGAGCCCUAACCUCGAUUUAUUCCACGGUCAUACGGUAGAUUUUUUUUUUAAAAAUUUUAGAAAUCGACCCCUUUCCUAUAAUCAAAAGGUAUAUUUCGUCCAAUUUUAUACACAUUAACACAGUAUUUCUUUUACAAUACUUUUUUUUACCACUUUACUUGCCAAGUGGCAAAUCAUUAAUUGCAAUUUGUUACUUUUUCACUUAAAAAAAUUAUCGAGCAAAUGACUAUUUUAUAUGUUAUUGGCAAUUUAUAAAAGUAAUUCUCGUCUAUAUUUAGCAAAAUAAAUGUGAAAAAAUUAUAUAAA
Molecule: messenger RNA, 1823 nt
Organism: Phlebotomus papatasi
Lineage: Eukaryota; Metazoa; Arthropoda; Insecta; Diptera; Psychodidae
Gene: Abp1
Product: drebrin-like protein
Exons: 5
Coding region: 126-1526 (466 amino acids)
Biological process (GO): regulation of actin filament polymerization; positive regulation of dendritic spine morphogenesis; postsynaptic actin cytoskeleton organization
Cellular component (GO): lamellipodium; actin filament; plasma membrane
Molecular function (GO): actin filament binding
Source: RefSeq, a predicted model, not a curated record